Aspergillus thermomutatus is the source of this 1524-nucleotide messenger RNA. RefSeq names its product cytochrome P450. Gene Ontology annotation, molecular function: monooxygenase activity; heme binding; iron ion binding. The coding region runs from base 1 to 1524 and encodes 507 amino acids. Lineage: Eukaryota; Fungi; Ascomycota; Eurotiomycetes; Eurotiales; Aspergillaceae. The record is from RefSeq and is a predicted model, not a curated record. The transcript has 5 exons.
AUGUUGGGAUUCACUGGCCUGGAGCUAUUGACUCUUGCCGCUGGGCUCUACGGUGUGUAUCUGCUGGGUCUGGCCAUCUGGCGGCUCUAUUUCCACCCUUUGGCCCGAUUCCCCGGUCCAAGAUUGGCGGCUCUUACGCUCUGGUACGAAUGCUAUUUCGACGUGUUUCUGGGAGGCCAAUACUUCAAGGAGAUUGACCGUCUGCACUCAGUCUACGGGCCCAUCGUGCGCAUCAGUCCGCACGAGCUUCACGUCAAGGAUCCAGACUGGUACAGCGAGCUCUAUCCGCCGGGGAACCGCAAACGCGACAAGUACGCCUGGUUUCUAUCAGAGGGCACCGAUGCCACCAGUUCCGCUACCGUGCAUCAUCAUGUCCAUCGCCAGCGCCGCUCGACCCUUUCCCCCAGUUUCUCCAAGCAGUCGAUCCUCAGCCAUGAGGCCACGUUGAUUGAGCCCGCGAUCUCAGCCAUGUGCGAGUCGCUUGACGAAUAUGCCCGUCAAGGGACCCCCGUCGUUCUGGGAACGGUCUUUGCCAGUCUCACUGUGGACGUGGUCCUGCAGAUCUGGUUUGGGGCGUCACCCGGCCAGACGAGACGUUGGGAUUUCUUCCCAUCGUGGACAGAAACGCUGCCGCCGCUCCUGGGAGGGUCUCAUUUUCUACGUCACUUCCCGCAGGCGUUUCUGCUGUUUGGCGUGUUGCCUUCGUCCAUGGUCAAGGGGAGGCCGGAUUUUGCGUUUAUUUUCAAUCUGCAGGAGGCUUCUACAAAUCUAGCAUCCUCAGCCAUGCGAUCCGAAAAGCCAUCCGUCCUGCGCACGUUGAGAUCGAGCGCCCUUCCCGCGAGCGAAAAAUGCGAACAGCGACUCUCGGCGGAAGGCUUCAGUUUCGUCAUGGCGGCCACUGAGAGUACCGCCCAGACGCUCGCGUCGACGCUGUACCACCUGGUGGACAAUCCUUCUAUCCUGCAAGAGCUCCGAGGGCAGCUGGAAAAGCAGCUGGAGGAGAAUCAGGGCCAUUUGUCCUGGACAGCGCUCGAGCAGCUCCCGUGUCUUCGUCACGUCGUCAUGGAAGGAAUGAGAGUCACGUCCUCCGUCACGGGCCGACUAGCCCGCAUCGCCCCAGAUGAGGUUCUCCAGUACAAGGAGUGGGCUAUCCCCCCUGGAACACCGGUCAGCAUGGACCAUCACUUCACGCAUUUGGAUCCCUCUAUCUUCCCUAAUCCGAAACGAUUUGAUCCAGACCGCUGGGCCGCGGCUGCAGCGGCGGGAAGCCCAUUGGACCGCUAUCUGCUGCCGUUUGGUCGGGGGAGUCGGAUGUGUAUUGGUAUCAAUCUUGCCAAGGCUCUCAUCUACCGCGCCUUGGCUGCCUUGAUACUGCGUUAUGACAUGGAGCUGUUCGAGACUACGAGGGAGGACGUGGAUAUCAUGCGGGAUAAUCUGAUGGGCGCGGUCCAGGCAGGGUCCAAGGGAGUGCGGAUGAAGCUGUCGGAGAGAAAGGAAAAUGGUCUAAAUCUAAAUCGCGCCUAG